UGUUCAAUUUCGAUAUCAUUUGUUUUAGUUUAUUGUUUCAUAGAAUGUCAAAUACCAAAAAACGGAGAGAUAAAUCUUGAAAGUUGAAUGAUAUUGACGACGUGCAAUACGACGUGAAAAAUAGGAGACGGAAGCUGGUGGUCUGAAUGAGAUUCAGUUAAGGAUAGCACACGUUCUUGUUGAAAUCAAUUAUCUGCGGCGCAACCCUCCUCGAAUCAAUACGACUUUGAAACGAUAUAUAUGACUACGAUUGCUAUGUGCGGAGACCUCGAAGACUCGCGUGUUCGCUAGUGUUCUAUUCACAGCUAUUCUAACUUUAGAAACGGCCUGUCCAAGUGUAUCACCACUACAUUAAUCUUGAAACUUGAUCUAAAAUUAAUAUGAUGUAACGAACUUAAAUGUGGAACUACUUCUAAAUGGCAAUGCUGCUUUAAUACAUUUUAAUUUGACAACUGUGCUACAUCUGUCAUAGUAGAACAUCAAUAAGAAUUUAGCAUGCAUUCUAUACAGUUACUGUCAGGAUAUGAUAUGCCUACAGUGGGACUGGGAACAUGGCAGGCUAAACCAGAAGAGAUUGAAACUGUUGUGAGCACUGCCUUAGAAUGUGGUUACAGACAUAUUGAUACAGCAGCAAAUUAUAAUAAUGAGGAUGCAAUUGGCAGAGCUUUGAAAAAAUGGUUUGACAAAGGUGGUACUAGAGAAGAACUUUUUAUCACAACAAAGUUACCCAAUUUUGGUAAUCGACCAUCUGAUGUAGAAAAGUUCAUUAAAUUGUCAUUAAAGAAACUUGGAUUGGAUUACUUAGAUAUGUAUCUUAUUCACAUGCCCUUCGCAUUUAAAUUCAAUGAAAAUACAUUCAGUGCAGCAACGAAUGAGGAUGGAAGUUACAUACUCGAUUUUGACACAGAUCCUGUCUCAGUGUGGAAAGAGAUGGAGAAGCAAGUUGAAUCAGGACGCACUAGAUCUAUAGGUUUAAGCAACUUUAACGAAGAGCAGAUUUUGACUAUUUGGAAAAACGCACAAAUUAAGCCAAGUAAUUUACAGGUAGAGUUACAUGCAUAUAUGCAGCAGACGCCAAUUCGAGAAUUAUGCAAAAAGUAUAAUAUCAUUGUAACAGGUUACAGUCCAUUAGGCUCUCCAGCUGCAAAGAAGCACUUUCAAGCAAAAUAUAAGUACACUUUAAAUGCAUUUUCUGACUUGCUAAAUCACCCGAUUGUUAAAAAAAUUGCUGCAGAGCAUAAAAAAACGACAGCACAAGUUUUAUUACGUCAUUUACUACAACUAGGUGUUGUAAUUAUCCCUAAGAGUUCAUCCCCAGAAAGAAUCAAAUCAAAUAUCGAUUUAUUCGAUUUUUCCUUAACAGAAGAAAACAUGGAAGUUUUGAAUACUUUAGAUAAAGGUACUGAUGGGCGAAUUUUUAAUUUCUUAUUUUUUAAAGGAAUUGAACAUCAUCCACAAUAUCCGUUUAAAAAUGAACUUCCUUAAUUAUAAUUUAACAUGCAAGUCAUUAGUUUGUAUAAAAAUAGUUGAAAAAAAGAAAUACAUAACAUACCAAACGAGCAUGAUACAUUAAAUGUAUUAUGUAAUUAUAUAUCGCAGAAGUUUCUGUUAUUUUUCAAUGCAGUCUGUACAACAUUUUACGUUGUAAACGAUGCUGAAGUUCACCACGGCGUAUCAUCAUACUUGAUGUCCAAUAGGAAAUCUACUCUUCAAUUGUUUUUCAAUACGGGUCAAUAUUUCAUGAUCCUCUUCAGAGCUUACCUGCUAAUGAACCAGACAUUGCAGCUUCCAAUGUAGAUACAUGGAAAAGCCUUAAAGCUUCAUUAAUAUGGAGUUCAGUAGCAAAGGGUUGUAACUGCAUUUUGGCCAAGGCUUCGGAAAUUCGAAUAAUAGCUUCAAGCUGCCGGACUGUUAUAGUUACUGGAUCUCUCGAUACAGACGCUGUCAAACCAGCUGCGGAGCUACCUUUUCCCGAUGUAUAAACAGCUAUAGGAGCAACUCUUUCUACAAAUUUCAACAACUGCGACUUAGCGGUACCCGGAUCACCCAGCAUUAAAAUAUUAAUAUCGCCUCUCCUACACAAGCCAUCUGGCAUUAAUUUUCUCGAACCUCCAAACAGUAAACAUGCGAUAGCUUUCUUGAUAUCUAUUGCACCAAAAAUACUAGGAGCUAUACUCUUCGCGAUUCUCUCGUACAGAUUAGGAUCUGCUGCUAAACGGGUAAAAAGAUCUUCCUCUUCAGACGUAACGGGGGGCUGAGUUCCUGCAUAGAAAAUACAAGAAAAAGAAAUUAAUGCAAAUCACCAACUGAUGUUUUAAAUGUUUCAUUUUUGUAUUACGUUAUACCAACCUAUGUUGGUAUUUUCUCCAUCUACAGAAAUACCAAGAACGCGAAUAUAUGGAGCUCGAACGCC
Messenger RNA from Atta colombica, 2413 nucleotides. RefSeq names its product alcohol dehydrogenase [NADP(+)]-like. Gene Ontology annotation, cellular component: cytosol. Lineage: Eukaryota; Metazoa; Arthropoda; Insecta; Hymenoptera; Formicidae. Bases 496 to 1485 code for a protein of 329 amino acids. The record is from RefSeq and is a predicted model, not a curated record. The transcript has 10 exons. Gene Ontology annotation, molecular function: aldose reductase (NADPH) activity.